AUGAGCAUUGGUCACAACGUUCUGCUCGUCUGCAGGAAGCUGGAUGGCACGUCACUCACAUGCCCGCCAAGUGGUACCAGCUGUAUGGCAACACCUGCAGCACCCCCAUCAGCAGCCAACCCUGCACCUGCACCCUCACAAUCGCAAGGGGGUCUGUCCACAGCAGCCAUUGCCGGCAUUGCUGUUGCAGCUGUGGCUGCCCUCCUGCUGGCAGUGCUGAUUGGUGCAUUGCUAUGUUGGAGGCACAGCCAGGGAAAGGGACUUUCGAAGGCUGCCCCUGCAUCUGAAGAGGACUGCCAGGGUGCGACUCCCUUCCUAGCUCCGUCAUCUCCUCUCCUCCUUGCCCUUUCGCUUCCAUUUCUUUAUCUUGCACUCCCUCCCUCACAGCCCCUUUCUUAUCAAUCCCCGAGGGAGGUGAACCGUGUGCUUCUGAUGUGCUCCACGUGUGCUUCUGAUGUGCUCCAUGUGUGCUUGUUGCAACCUCCGUGGAAUUUCUCUGUCGCCUUCACCAUCCACUUUUCAUUUUGUUCCCUCCCCCCUCGAGUGCUCACCAAUAACUUUCAGAGAGAGGUGACUAGUGUGCUUCUAGUGUGCUCAUCCCACUUGCUGGAUUCUUCCCUCCUCCCUGGCAGCUUUGGGGUGGUGAUGCUGGUGGUGAUCACGGGGCGCAAGGCAGUGCAAGAGGCAGAGGAUGGCCAUGUGAACCUCAAGCAAUGGGUGGAGCCACUGGUGGCAUCCAAUCCAGUCACAGCCUUGAGAGACCCUUCUUUGGACGCCUUGUAUGACAUUCUGCUGCGCCUCGCCCGCCUGGCUCUCUUCUGCACCGCCAUGCCCACGGCCUCGCCCCCCUCCAUGAGCAAGGUGCUGGGGGAGCUGGUGGCAGUGAGGGGGGAGAUAGUGGGCGAGGAGGUGGACAAGGUGGCAUCGUGCAUCGACUGCGAGAUAAACACGUCCAGCGAUCUCGACUUCAACGCUUCCAUUGCCCGUGCUCACCAGAUUUCCAUGCAAUGCGAUUCCUCUGAUACUGUCUGA
Molecule: messenger RNA, 1032 nt
Organism: Closterium sp. Naga37s-1
Lineage: Eukaryota; Viridiplantae; Streptophyta; Zygnematophyceae; Desmidiales; Closteriaceae
Source: the annotation of a GenBank genome assembly